Harpia harpyja (harpy eagle) is the source of this 507-nucleotide messenger RNA. RefSeq names its product feather keratin 1-like. Gene Ontology annotation, cellular component: intermediate filament. The transcript is spliced from 3 exons. Bases 1 to 507 code for a protein of 168 amino acids. NCBI's taxonomy places the organism in Eukaryota, Metazoa, Chordata, Aves, Accipitriformes, Accipitridae. Gene Ontology annotation, molecular function: structural constituent of cytoskeleton. The record is from RefSeq and is a predicted model, not a curated record.
AUGACGGGAGCCUCUGUGGCCUCAUGGGUAGGAUAUUUUGCUUUGGAGGUGAGUCUGUUGGAAAAUUACUGCGCGCAUGCAGUGACUGUGGGCCUGGGGCAGUGCAGGAGCAGUAUAAAAGUGGGCCCUUCUCCUCACUCUCUCAUCCACUCCUCUUGCCUCCAUCUCCUUGGGAACAAGGUGCACCUCCGGACCCAAGACAUGUCCUGCUACAACCAGUGCCUGCCCUGCCAGCCCUGCGGCCCGACCCCGCUGGCCAACAGCUGCAAUGAGCCCUGUGUCAGGCAGUGCCAGGACUCCACCGUCGUCAUCCAGCCCUCCCCCGUGGUGGUGACCCUGCCCGGCCCCAUCCUCAGCUCCUUCCCACAGAACACCGCCGUGGGCUCCUCCACCUCCGCUGCCGUUGGCAGCAUCCUCAGCUCUGAGGGAGUGCCCAUCUCCUCCGGGGGCUUUGGCCUCUCCGGCUUUGGCAGCCGCUACUGCGGCAGGACAUGCCUCCCCUGCUAA